Molecule: messenger RNA, 4418 nt
Organism: Delphinapterus leucas (beluga whale)
Lineage: Eukaryota; Metazoa; Chordata; Mammalia; Artiodactyla; Monodontidae
Gene: RASD1
Product: ras related dexamethasone induced 1
Biological process (GO): signal transduction
Cellular component (GO): cytoplasm
Molecular function (GO): GTPase activity; GTP binding; G-protein beta-subunit binding
Source: RefSeq, a predicted model, not a curated record
ACUGCCCAGGCCUUUGGGCCUCCUGUGCCACCAGCUUCACCCCACUUCUGCCCCUUGUGAGGGGCCAGCGGGACCGGCCCUGCCUCGGCUUCCUGGGUCGGAAGCACUGGGCCCUCCCCCACCCCCUGCUGAACCUGGUGUCUCUGGGUACUGACAUUUCUCUCCUAAUCCCUCGUGGACCUCGUGUGGCCACAAGGAGCAGCUGUGGGGCCAUCCGGGGCCGGUUGCCGGGCCUGACCACAGAGCCACAGGGACGGGGCAGGACCCGCAUUUGGGCCCGGCCUCCCUUGCACAGCCCCCAGCCCUCCAAGGGCACAGAACUCGCCUUUCCUCCCUUCAGGAUGGCAGACGGGUGUACUCUAUGUGUGCGCCUGGCCCUGAGCCUUGCGUUCUCACCUGUGAAGUGGCUGCCGUAGCCGUGCCUGCCCUGGGCACCGGAGCUGCUGGGCCCCCACCCCGCCAUGGAGCGCCUCAAGGGUGCCCUUUGGGGUCUGGGUUCCAGAGGUCUCCGGGCUCGAGGGGCCACAGGAGGCACAGAGGCUGAUCUUACCCAACGCCUCUGCUCACAUACCUCCAGGGACAGGAAGCUCACCCCUCCACGGGCACCGCUGCACACACAUCCUCCCUAGCCUUCAAGGACGUGCUGGCCCCCAUGGCCUAAGCCCUCCCUCUGUCAGGGCAAGACCAAGCACCUCCGGGCCUCUGACCCGCGGGUCACGCCGCCGUGAGGGGUGGGCCCGGAGUGGGGAGGGUCAGCUGUGAUGGGAGCACCCCGCAGCUGAGGAGGGAACUGCCGAGGAAGCGAGGUCAGAGGGGAAACCCAGCUCCGUUCAGCCCUGUCCUCUUCGUCAGGUGUGGCUGUGGGCCGGGGUGACACAGGACCCUCUGGGCGAGGAGCUGCUGGGGGUGGGCUCGGGCGGCAGGCUGGCGCUCAGCACAAGCAUCCAUCCACACGCCCCCUGACGGGGCCCGCCCGGCACUCCUCAAACACGGCUUUCAAGAACCUUCUAAGCCACUCUGUGCCAGCAGACCAGGCUGUGGUGGACACUUCCUGCCUUGGGGUCCAGCUGUCCGACCCCAGCCCACCCCCAACGUUUGGGUUCCCCAUUCCACUCGGAGCUGGAAAAUUGCUUCAUUGCAAGGAAAUGAUACAGGCAGGCGCUCAAGCAUAGGAAGAGAGAUCACUGGUAAAAACCUGGACAACCUAGAACUAAUGCAAAGGUGGGGGGGGAGGGGGCACACUUCGGGGAAAGAACGACAGGUGUGCUCAGGGCCUAAUGAACUUGGCUGACCUGGGAGAACAAGUCUUAGAACCCGGCAUCUGUGGGUGGGGAUGGGCCCAGGUGCCAGGAAUCGAAGGUUGAGAACCCAGGCUGGGCUCAGUACCCACCACUGUCACCAGCUGGAAGGGGCCGGACCUGCGGUGGGGGGAGGGAGGCUCUGACUCUAGGCUGGGUCCUGGCCCACUGACCACCCCAGGGAGAGCUGUGUUCAAACCCUGGACCCUGCAGUUACUAGCUGUGGGCCCUGGGCAAGUCACUUCCCUUGUCUCAGUUUCUCUACCUGUAAAAUGGAGAGAGUAAUAGUUCCCACCCCUCACGGGUGCCACGAGGAAGGACUUAAGAACAAUGCCUGGCAUGGAAUACGUGGAAUAAACACUCUCCUGGCCCCCCUGCAGAGGGUGUGAGAUUCUGCUGGAAUCCUCAUCAUAGAGGGCUGGCCGAGAAGCCCAUGAGAGUCCAGAGGCCCUGUGUAAACAGCUAGGGGUGCGGGCUGGCACCCCAGCAUUGCCCACAGCUCCGACCUGCGUGGAUGGGUGGGUGGCAACAGCUAACAGCCCUGGCUUUCUCCCAAAUCAGAGUGCCUCGCCUGUCACCACGGGGAGCGAUGGCUUUUCCAUGAGCUCCAGGCCAGAGCUGGCCAGCUCCGGCAGCCUCUUCCCCAGCCUUUCGGCAGCAGCCCACUCCUGGUUACUGAUUUACCUGCUGCCCCCGCCCCCCCGGUUUGUCCUGCAGCCUCGUGGGUCAUUUACUAUUGUUGUUAUUACUAGGUCCUGCCCCUACACUGUUCGCAAGUUCUCAGCCAGUCAGAGCCAGACCCUCAUCUUCCAGAAGAGGAACCCGAGGUCCAGAGAAGGCCGGAGACUGCUGUGAUGCCCACACAGCAUUCAGGCUCACUCUGGCUUCGAGACCAGCUCCCCCAACUAUAAAAAUGGGAAUGCUGGCCCACGGGACUCCAGAGGCACAAAAUGCUAUGGGGAAGGGAGGGGACAUUGGCCUCAGACUGACUAAGGGCAAACCUCUGGUCCUUCCAGUCUCCGACAGGAAGAUGACGGGACAGCCUCUGGCUGAAAACCCCUGUCAGGAUCCAGCGGAUCUUUGGUUGGGAGAAAGGAGCUGAGCCUGCAGUAGAACGCGGCGUCGGGACGCUCUGGCUGCGCUAUCUCCAGCCCUGAGCGUGGCGCUCACGGCUCCCCGUUCCUGGCGGCGGGGCCUCUGCUGCGCUCUGGCGGCCGGAGCGCGCGGCGCCCACCUCGCGCUGGCACGGCCGCCCGGGAGCAAAACCCGCCUGGGACGCGAAGGGGCCUACGCUGGGCCAGUUCGCAGAGCUGGUGAGAAGAUGGGCGGAGCCCGGACGCGGUGCCUAGCACCAGGCAAGCACAUGCCAUCACGCUGCCCAGUGUCGUUAUUCUCUGGGGAAACUGCGUCCCAAAGAGACCACAGUCGGCUCGUCUCGCGGCCCCGCGCCCGCCCCCGCGGUCCCUCUGCUCAAUGAAAUUGGCCGCGAUGAUCAAGAAGAUGUACCAGAGCGACUCGGAACUGAGUAUCCCGGCCAAGAACUGCUACCGCAUGGUGGUCCUUGGCUCGUCCAAGGUGGGCAAGACGGCCAUCGUGUCGCGCUUCCUCACUGGCCGCUUCGAGGACGCCUACACGCCCACCAUCGAGGACUUCCACCGCAAGUUUUACUGCAUCCGCGGCGAGAUCUACCAGCUCGACAUCCUCGACACGUCCGGCAACCACCCCUUCCCCGCCAUGCGGCGCCUCUCCAUCCUCACUGGUGAGCCGGGACGGCCGGGCAGCGGGCAGGGGAGGGAGCGCGCCGCCGCAGUGCCGGGGACCCCUCGUCCCCGGACGCCUGCCUGGGCUGGAGGCGCGGCCGCGGAGAGUUCGGCGCGACCCUCGCGGCGGCCGGAAGCCCGGCGUCGGGAGGCCCCGAAGUCAGCCCGCUUAAGUUGUCCCCUGGCGGCUGCCCUCACCCUCUCCUUUUCUGCUCCCCGUAGGAGACGUGUUCAUCCUGGUGUUCAGCCUGGACAACCGCGACUCCUUCGAGGAGGUGCAGAGGCUCAAGCGGCAGAUCCUCGACACCAAGUCUUGCCUCAAGAACAAAACCAAGGAGAACGUGGACGUGCCCCUGGUCAUCUGUGGCAACAAAGGGGACCGGGACUUCUACCGCGAGGUGGAGCAGCGCGAGAUCGAGCAGCUGGUGGGCGCCGACCCCCAGCGCUGCGCCUACUUCGAGAUCUCGGCCAAGAGGAACAGCCGCCUGGACCAGAUGUUCCACGCGCUCUUCGCCAUGGCCAACCUGCCGCGCGAGAUGAGCCCGGACCUGCACCGCCGGGUAUCGGCGCAGCACUGCGAGGCGCUGCACAAGAAGGCGCUGCGGGGCAAGAGGCUGCGGCGAGCGGGCGGCGACCAGGACGACGCCUUCGGCAUCUUGGCGCCUUGGGCGCGCAGGCCGAGCGUGCACAGCGAUCUCAUGUACAUCCGCGAGAAGGCCAGCGGCGGCGGCCAGACCAAGGACAAGGAACGCUGCGUUAUCAGCUAGGAACUCCCGCCCCGCGCGGACGCAGAGCCUCAGGAGACCCUCUUGUCCAAGAGUCAAGUGUCCGGGGCCGUGCGUCCCGAGCCGCGUGCGCGCGCGGACGGGCGUCUUCCUUCCCAGCACUCCAGCCUGUUCACUGGGGAGACUCAAAGAAACCGAGAAGGGACCAUUAUCUGCUCUGGAAGGAAAGAGAGCUAGCUGAGCCCGGGCUCCCGCCACGUCCGAUCCCCCGUAGGCGCCCGCUAGCCCCACCCGCCCAGCAGAGGUUGAAUUUGCCUUGUUUCUCACAAAGACCUAAGAAUGGGGGUGGGAAUGGGAGUUAAUCAGCCACCACUGGGCUUUCAGAAAUGGGUCCUGCCAGCUGGAGGGCCAGGACAAAACGGGGCAUUAUCUGUGAUUGGGGGUUGCCAUGACAGCUGGCCUGAAACUGAGGGCGGGUCCGACCUAGGGAGUGCCUUGUUUACAUGUGUGUGCAACUGCACAAAGCAAAACAGAGAACUUGCACUUUAUGGUAGUUCUGGUGUCACCACCUGACGUGAACAAAACCUUACCUUUGAAGUUAGUCUUGUUACUGGUUUUUUAAUAUAAAAUAAAAU